AUUUUAAAGGAUUUUUAAGGAUAAAGUUUUCAUUGAAUCAUAUUACUUAUUUUUUUCUUAUUUUUUACCAAAAUCUCGAGAGAUGCACUUGGUAAAUGGUCUUGUACAUGUUCAUUUAUAAAUGUUGUACUGUACUUUAAAUUGCAUACUUAUCAAUUGAGACAUAUUUAUUAGAGCAUAAAUUAUGCGCUUUUACUGUUUAUGUGAAUGUUGUCUGUCAUGUUUAAACAUUUGUGAGAAUCAUAAAGUGAUCAUGGAGUGUAAGGAUAUUAUAUUGUUCCUACUAGCUUCUUGCUUGGUGAUCGCCAGUGUGGAUUCCUCCAGGAUAUUAUUUCUUCCUUUUGACCACUACAACCAUGUGAACUUACAUGCCAAAUUUGGAGAAAAACUUAUUUCUGAAGGACAUUAUGUGACCAUUCUGACAGCACCAAGGAUGAAGAGAAUUUUGGGAAAAUAUUCAAAGAUUGAAUGUUGGUACUAUAAUUUUGCAUCAUACUGGGAACAGGAUAACAUGGAAGAUAAAAUGACUGAAGUUGCGUUUGAUAUGGGAUUACUUGAUAAACUAAAAGCAAUGAAAGGAGUGAAAGAAAAAACUUAUGCUGAUCAAGAAAGGCUUCUCGCAGAUGAGGAAAUGACAGUAAGAAUUGCUCAUGCAAAGUUUGAUUUGAUGAUUUUAGAUGGGCUUUACAUGAACCGCAUUCAGUAUAUCAUACCCUACCGACAUGAUGUUCCAUUUAUAACUCUCGCACCUAUUCCUGAGCCAUGGCAUGCAGCUAUUCCUUCAUUACCCUCAUCAGAAGUACAUUUCUUUUUCCCAGGAUCUGAUCACAUGACCUUUAUGCAGCGAAUCAGCAGCUUUUUAUGCACUUUAGCUUUCUAUACCAUAACACCACCUAUAUCGCAUUCCUAUUUUGAAGAGUUAUUGAGAAAAUAUGCUCCUGAUAAGCCAUUGAUUUGUGUUGGUGAUUUACAUCGGAAAUCUGAGAUGUGGUUAGUCAUGAUGGAACACCAUGUAUUGGAAUAUCCCCUUCUGUCACACCCCGCUUAUAAGAUAAUAGGUGGGUUUGCAGCAAAGCAGGUUUCGCCAUUGACGGGAGAUCUUUCAUCAUUUGUUGGCCAGGCAAAUCAUGGAGUAAUACUUUUAACAUUUGGCUCAGGAAUUAAUUCAUUUCCUGAUCACAUAAUGUCAAAAUUGAUGGAGGCAUUUUCACAGAUAAAACAACAUGUAAUAAUGAGAUACAAAGGUAUUGCACCAUCAAAUAAACCUUCAAACGUGAUCUUAAUGGAAUGGGUGCCCCAGAAUGAUAUUUUAGGGCAUCCCAACACUAAACUAUUCAUCACACAUGGUGGUAACAGUGGCCAAUUAGAGAGUGUCGCCCAUGCUGUACCAAUGAUCACAUUUCCCAUAGGCUUAGAUCAGAUGCAUAAUGCUGAACGUGCAAAGGCUAGAGGCUAUGGCCUUGUUAUGGACUUCAAUACAUUCACACCUGAUGAACUUGUACAGAACAUAAAUGAAAUGAUUGACAAUAAAACAUAUAAGGAUAACCUUCUAAAAGCACAGGCGAUAUUAGAUGAUCUUCCCGAUCCGCUACAGGAAAUUGCAUUCUGGGUAAACCAUGUGCUGAAAUUUGGUGGUUCUCAUUUGAAACCAGUUGCACUGAACAUGCCUUGGUACCAGUGGUUAAUGAUCGAUAUUCUCUUAGUGGUUUUAUUGUUUGUUUAUAUUUUGUAUCAGAUGAUAAAGUACAGUUGUAGGCUAGUGUGGAAAACUUGCAGUUGGAAAACCAAGCAAAAGACUGAUUAGUAAAUAAAUGACUUUUUAUAAGAAACUUGGUAACAUUUAUAUGGAAAUGGACUCAUGUGUUGAAGAGGCUAACAUGAUUAUGAAUAAAAGAAAUGCUAAAACACCAUAAAACAAAUGAUAUGCUAUCAAAUUGUAGUUAAAAAGGUAAAAAACUACAAUUUUGUUAUGUCACACACACAAGUGGUGACAUAUUGCCGUAGUCUCCAACAUUUUCUGGAUAAUUUUAUUGUAUAUAGGUG
Molecule: messenger RNA, 2043 nt
Organism: Owenia fusiformis
Lineage: Eukaryota; Metazoa; Annelida; Polychaeta; Sabellida; Oweniidae
Source: the annotation of a GenBank genome assembly